Messenger RNA from Xylona heveae TC161, 533 nucleotides. Its product is annotated as 60S ribosomal protein L27a. Lineage: Eukaryota; Fungi; Ascomycota; Xylonomycetes; Xylonales; Xylonaceae. The record is from RefSeq and is a predicted model, not a curated record. The coding region runs from base 62 to 511 and encodes 149 amino acids. Gene Ontology annotation, biological process: translation. The transcript has 3 exons. Gene Ontology annotation, cellular component: ribosome; cytosolic large ribosomal subunit. Gene Ontology annotation, molecular function: structural constituent of ribosome.
CGUAUCGCGAAAUCGACAGCGACGACACCCAACCUCCGACGCCAAGGUAGUAACCGUCAAGAUGCCUACCAGAUUCUCCCAGACCAGGAAGCACCGUGGUCACGUCUCGGCCGGUCAUGGUCGUAUCGGCAAGCACCGGAAGCAUCCCGGUGGUCGUGGUAUGGCCGGUGGUCAGCACCACCACAGAACCAACGUCGACAAGUACCACCCUGGUUACUUCGGAAAGGUCGGAAUGAGAUACUUCCACAAGACCACCCAGCAAUUCUGGGCCCCUACCAUCAACCUCGACAAGCUCUGGACACUCGUCCCCGCUGAGAAGCGCGACCAGUACCUCGUCGAGAAGAAGAGCGACAGUGCUCCCGUCCUCGACCUCCUGCCCCUUGGCUACGCCAAGGUCCUCGGCAAGGGCCGGAUCCCUGAGGUCCCCAUCGUUGUCCGUGCCAGAUACUUCUCCCGGGAGGCUGAGCGCAAGAUCAAGGAGGCUGGCGGUGUUGUUGAGUUGGUUGCAUAAAUUGGGGAAUAUCAGGCUGCAC